Amyelois transitella is the source of this 12564-nucleotide messenger RNA. Its product is annotated as dynein axonemal heavy chain 1-like. The coding region runs from base 1 to 12564 and encodes 4187 amino acids. Lineage: Eukaryota; Metazoa; Arthropoda; Insecta; Lepidoptera; Pyralidae. Gene Ontology annotation, cellular component: dynein complex. The record is from RefSeq and is a predicted model, not a curated record. The transcript has 87 exons. Gene Ontology annotation, biological process: microtubule-based movement. Gene Ontology annotation, molecular function: dynein light intermediate chain binding; dynein intermediate chain binding; ATP binding.
AUGUAUAGUAAAAAGAAAAAAAUUAAAAGGACCGAUGUCGUAUACGACAACAAAACUAGGGAUUCUAUUCCGAAGAGGGGGUACUAUUCUGAACUCGUCUCGGACAUGACCAAAGAGGAUCCAGGGAAAGAAUUAUGCGCUAAAAAACGGAUGAAGUUAAUAUUACAGGCAAAAACUGAUAAAUUAGCGCCUACCCUGACUUCUCUACCGAAACCACAGCGUGCAAAGAUUCUCUUACCACCUGGCAGGUGGACCACUUACAAAGAAGAUGAGAGUAUUCAAUUCCCAUUCGAGACUUUCGUGCCGAAGCUACAGUUCCUCAGCGUGGUGUUGCCCAAGGAACUGCCCAGGCUGGUCAAGAUCGAAAGGCUGCGCAGGAAAUUCUUGGCUGCCAACAUCAAGAAGAUGUUGCGAGAGCUGGGUAUCCAACCGUUCUGGCUGCUGCCACCUUCGGAGUUCCAUUUGACAGACCAGGAGUACUAUGGUCUGUACAGCCCUUACCCGAAGCUGGAUUUGGAGAUCUUUGAUAAUACGGAUUUCGAUUGCCGCAUUCCCGAAGAGUGGUUGUCUCUGGGCAUGAUCGAGGGGGAACAGUAUCCAUGUCCAGGGCUCGCUUUUAUCCCAAAGGAACAGAGCAAAGCAGCCAAGAGCAGCGAUGCUAUACAAAUGUACAACAGUUUGUAUGAAUGGACGAACGUUGCAGCUUUCAGCUUCGACAAACAAACGCAACUGUGGGAGGUCAUGGCUCUUGAUGGCACCAAAAGAUAUUUUAACAUACCAAGAAUCAGAUUGAUGUUCAAAGCAGAUGAUCCGGAAACGUUUGCAAAUCGUGUCAAAUUCGCAGUGGAUCUGCGCCGUGAGGUCGAGAACAAUUUGAGGUUCUACCUCUAUCUUGACUGCUUAAUCCUGGAAGGUUUACCCAUCAUGCCUCGGUCGUUCAUGCCCAGCAUACUGCAGAUGGUACGAAUACAUAAACAGGCGAGAGAGCUUGAUGAAGACCAUCUGAAUUGUCUUAAAUAUGAGGCUGAACUACUUUACAAGAAGAUGGAAGGGAAAAUGAAGAUUAUCUACACAAUUCUCAGCUAUCGUGACUUGUACAACUUUGUCGAUCCACCUACUAAAGAUUAUGUACCACCGGUACCUGAUUACGGACGAUAUCCGUGCAUCAUGGACGACUUCUCAGGCCGUGUGAAGUAUAACCAGUGGAACUCAUUAUACGUGCUGACCGAGGCCGUCUCGUGCAUACAUCUGGUGGUGGACGAGUGUUUGAAGGUGGAAUCUAUGCUAUUCUUUACUACCAACUACGGCAGGAACGUGAGCCUAGCGGAAUUCGACGCCGCCCAACAGCACUGCACAACUAUGAUGUUGAAAUACUUAAACAUAACUUGGCUAAACAACUGUGCACAUGCUAUAAGGAUGUCGUUUAGAGACGUUGGUAAGGGAUGGUAUAACAUUUACGAGAAGAAAUGGGAAUUCUACGGAGUCAGCAAACUGAGCAGAUUCAUGCAGCUUGUGAGGUUUCGGAUGCAGUACGCUCUACGCUUCUGCAUAGAGCAAUCUAUGGACAUGUUCGUGACACUGUGCGAGACCCCAUGUCUUUGCACGUACUGGUGCAGCGAGGACUAUGAGUGGGACUCCAGUGACCUCAUCAACACACCCUUCAGAUCGCCCACACCAACCUUGUUCUACUUCCAUCUAAUGAUAAAUGCCGAUGGACCUUUUUACACCACAGAUCCAGCUCAAUUUGAGAUCGUUAUCCAGAGGCUGUUCCGCGAGAUGCUCUACCGGUGCCACUUCAUCCCGCAAGUCCAUCCCAUGAUCAUGACCGGCCUUGUCUUUGACAAAGAACUGUUUCUCACAUCCAUUGGUCUAAUGGAACCCAACGUGGUGGAUUAUCGUGAACGUCUGCUUGUCGCCUAUCGAAAGGCCGUCAUUCCCCUGCUGGCGUAUUUAAGGCAGUACGAAUGUUACACCGACAUUUUUAUGCUGGACACAGAGGAAUAUGUGGAAAAUUUCCGUCAAGAGAAGCAUUCGGCAUCGGAGACCCGCGAAGAAGUACAAAUGCAUUACGACGCCAAACAGGAUCUUAUAUGGCGAUUACCGCAAUACAUCAACAUUGGACCUUUUGCAUUGAACGUUGAUACGCUCAAGCAAAUUCUAGUCACCAAGAGGUCUGAUAUAAUCCGAGCGUUACUGACAAUGUGGGCGGAAGAAGUGCGUUUGGUGGUCGAAGACGUGGUCCAGGCUUACAAAGGUAUCAUGCGAAGAUUAGGGGAGAAACCGAACACGAUAGAACAUGUCUUCGAAAUCAGGGAGUGGAUGGAAUCAGUGCCUUUCGCUCUGAAAACGCAAGAAGACAUCAUGAAGAAAGUCAACACGGAUUACGAAGUGCUAGAUGCGUUCUUCAUGCCUCUAGAAAAUGAUGAUUUCAAACUCUUGUGGGAAGCGGUCGGUUGGCCGUUGCAAAUUACUAAACAGGUUGAUGCCACAACAGAGUUUCUAGAGGAGGAACAGGAGAAGUUCUGGAAGCUUCAUCAGCAAGACGAACAGACAUUGUACGACAAGAUCGACAUGUUCACCGCUCAGUGUAUGCAGUUGACACUGCAGAAUGACUUCAGCAAGGUCCACGAAAUCGCUAAUGACAUCAAGAAAGCAUGGAAAGGCAUGAAAGACGCCCAGGACUGGGGUCGCAUACUGAACCAGCGUCAGAAGCUGUUCGGUCAGCCGGUGGUACCGUUUUCUGAUCUCAACAGAUUGGUGAAAGAGUUCGAGCCGUAUAGGAAUCUCUGGGUCACUGCGUCAGAUUUCCUGAAGGCGAAGGAGGUGUGGUUCGACAACCCGUUGAUGUACGUUGAUGCUGAUUCCAUUGAACCCCUGAUCAACGAGUAUUACAAGACAAUAGUCAAGUGCACCAGGACAUUCGCUGAUUUGCCCAAAGUCCAGGAGGUCGCGAUUGUUAUAAGGGAUGAUAUAGAUGAGUUCAGGCCAUUAAUCCCGGUCAUCCAGGCAGUCAGGAAUCCGGGCAUGAAGGAGCGACAUUGGAACGAGUUCAUGGAAAGAGCUGGUAUCACUGUGACCAUGAAUGAGAAGCAGACCUUCUCCAUGUGCCUGAAGCAGGGGGUUGCAGCUCAUGCAGAACUCAUUGCCGAGAUCGGAGAACUGGCCAGCAAGGAGUACGUGAUUGAACAGGCCCUGGACAAGAUGCUGGCCGAUUGGUCCAAUAAGGCUAUGGAGAUCGCGCCUUAUAAGAACACCGGCACAUUCAUAAUGAAGAUAGCUGACGAGACCCUGCAGCUGCUGGAUGAGCACCUGAUGGCCACGCAGCAGCUGGGCUUCAGCCCUUUCAAGGCCGCCUUCGAACUCAGAAUCCAGGAGUGGGAUGACCGGCUCAGACUUACUCAGAAGGUCGUCGACGAAUGGAUCGAGUGUCAGAAAGAAUGGAUGUACUUGGAGCCAAUCUUCACGUCUGAGGAUAUCUCUCGUCAGCUGCCGCUGGAGGCCAAGAAAUACGGCACCAUGGAGAGGAUAUGGAGAAGAAUCAUGUCAUCAGCCGCCGCUUGUCCUAAGAUUAUGCUAAUCUGUCCAGACAGCCGUCUCUUGGACAGUUUGGUGGAAGCCCGCCACCUCUUAGCCGUAGUCUCUCGAGGCCUGAACGCUUACAUGGAGCUGAAGCGGUUGAGGUUCCCACGCUUCUUCUUCCUCAGCGACGACGAACUAUUGGAGAUACUAGCGCAGUCUCGCAAUCCUAGGGCUGUACAGCCUCAUCUGAGGAAGUGCUUCGAGGCUAUUGCAAAGGUGACAUUCGAGCCCGACUUGAAGAUCACAUAUAUGCAUUCGUGCGAGGGUGAGAUCGUGGAACUGAAGUAUAAAUUCUAUCCGAGCUCCAAUGUGGAACAAUGGUUGUUGCUGUUAGAGGACACUAUGAGACAUACCAUCCGGCUGACUCUCGUGGACGGAAUGGCGGAAUUGUGGACUCUCCCUCGUGAAGAAUGGGUGCUUCGUUGGCCUGGGCAAGUGGUGAUUGCUGGCUCGCAGACGGCCUGGACUGCCGGAGUAGAGAAUGCUAUUGAGGAAUAUAUGAUGGACAGAUUCGUUGAGGAAAUGCUUGAGCAGCUGGAUCGUCUCCGCUCACUAGUGAAGGGUGAGCUGACAUUCGCCCAGCGUGCCGUCGUGUGCGCACUCAUCGUGAUAGAAGUGCACGCGCGUGACGUCACGCGUUCCCUGUUCGACGACAACGUGAAGAAUGUCACCGAUUUCCAGUGGAUCGUUCAGCUCAGAUACUAUCAAAUUAAACGGGACAUGUAUCCUCUUGAAGAUGGAGAAUCUCCUGAGAUCUAUCAGGACGCGGACAGACUUGACACUUCAGCUUACUACAGACAGUUCAGUCAGGACAAGUGCGAUGUGAAAGCUCUCAACUCGGUGUUCACAUAUCAGAACGAGUACUUGGGAAACAGUGGUCGGCUGGUGAUCACUCCAUUAACUGAUCGUUGCUACGUCACCUUGAUGUGUGCUAUGCAUCUCAAAUUUGGAGGAGCGCCAGCCGGUCCCGCUGGUACGGGAAAAACUGAAACAACUAAGGAUUUAGCCAAAGCUCUAGCGGUGCAAUGCGUGGUGUUCAACUGCUCAGACCAAUUGGACUACAUGGCUAUGGGCAAGUUCUUCAAGGGACUGGCUGCGUCCGGCGCGUGGGCAUGCUUCGACGAGUUCAACAGGAUCGACAUUGAAGUGUUGUCUGUGGUUGCGCAGCAAGUGGUGACUAUACAAAAGGCACAGGUGGCCCGCCUUGAGAAGUUCAUGUUUGAAGGCUGUGACUUACCCCUGAAGGCUUCCUGUUCGGUUUUUAUUACAAUGAAUCCCGGAUAUGCAGGUCGCACGGAGCUACCGGACAAUCUCAAAGCACUCUUCCGCCCUAUAUCCAUGAUGGUGCCAGACUAUGCCUUGAUAGCUGAGAUAUCCCUGUUCUCCUACGGCUUUUACGAAGCCAAGAUUCUUGCUGGCAAGAUCACAACUACUUUCAGGCUCAGCUCUGAACAGCUAUCUUCACAGGAUCACUAUGAUUUCGGAAUGCGGGCGGUGAAGACUGUUAUUCUGGUGGCUGGGAACCUCAUCAGGCAGAUGCCUGAUGCUGAAGAGCGUCAGAUCGUGCUCCGCUCGCUGAGGGACGUCAAUGUACCCAAGUUCCUGGCUGAUGACUUGCUGCUGUUCAAUGGUAUAAUAUCGGAUCUGUUUCCUCGCGUGGAGAUUCCAGUGGUCGACUAUGGUAUCAUGGAGCAAUCGAUUAGGAAUAUGCUGGUCAAGAAGGGAUACGAUGACCUUUACACGUUCAUAUUUAAGAUAAUCCAGUUGUAUGAGACUACUGUUGUGCGGCAUGGUCUCAUGUUGGUCGGCCCAGCAGGGUCGGGGAAGACCAAGUGCUAUGAAAUACUACGUGACGCUCUAACAGCUAUUAGAGGGAAACUAGCACCAGAUGGAUUCCCGUUCACGACCGUUCUCACAUACAUCGUAAACCCGAAGUCUAUCACCAUGGGGCAGCUGUAUGGAGAGUUCGAUCUUCAGACUCAUGAAUGGACUGACGGGAUCCUGUCGAGUCUGGUCCGCGCAGGGAUCGCCGUUGAGGACAUGGACCGCAGAUGGUACAUCUUUGACGGGCCCGUCGACGCUGUUUGGAUUGAAAACAUGAAUACUGUACUGGACGACAACAAGAAACUCUGCUUGUCCAGCGGUGAAAUCAUGAAGCUCACUGAGCGCCAGCGCAUGAUCUUCGAAGUGGCCGACCUGGCCGUGGCCUCCCCGGCGACUGUGUCGCGGUGCGGCAUGGUCUACCUCGACACCAAGGUGGUGGGUCUGCCGCCGCUGGUCAAUGCUUGGUUGAAGGCCAAUUUGCCACCGAUGGCAGACAACAUCCGCAAAAACUUGCCCAACUUGAUCAACACGUACCUAUACCCGUCAUUGCAAAUCUUACGCACGAAGCUGACCGAACUGGUGGUGUCUAUUGACUGCGCUUUGGUGCUCAAGUUUCUGGAACUGCUGGAUUAUAGGCUGAGGCCGCUGACUGGAAAGGACGAUAGACCACCCCCAGGGCCCGCUUUCUUGGCUUUGAUGCCAAGACUAGCUCCAUGCUGGGUCGUCUGGGCGGUGAUUUGGUCAGUUGGAGCCACGUGCGACCACAACGGAAGAGCUAUAUUCUCUGACUUCAUGAGGAAACUCACUGAAGAAGCCGGUUUGAAGCCUCCUUUCCCGAAAGACGGCAGAGUUUAUGAUUACACCCUUCACGACGGCGGUUUCACUGAUAUGACGGAAGACGGCGAGCCAGCCAAUCCAUUUUGGUACAACUGGAUGGCCAAUUUGCCGGACUACGAGGUGGAUCCGGAGUGGCAGUUUGCUGACAUUGAAGUGCCGACACUGGAUAACGUACGAAGCGCAGCCAUUUUGGGUUACAAAGUGGCCAAUUACAACCACGCUGUAUGUGUUGGACCGACCGGCACGGGGAAGACUGUGACCAUUACUUCGAAGCUAUCACGAGGGCUGCACAAGAAGUUCAUCUGCGAAUUUAUCGUGUUUUCUGCAAGGACCAGUGCGAAUCAGACACAGGAUGUGAUUGACAAUAAGCUGGAGCGUCGUCGGCGAGGUGUCUUCGGCCCUCCUCCUACUAAAAGACUAGUAUUCUUCAUUGAUGACUUGAACAUGCCAGCACUAGAGGUUUAUGGUGCUCAGCCUCCCAUUGAGUUGCUGAGACAAUUUAUGGAUUUUUCUGGUUGGUACGACCGCACGAACAUCGGUGACUUCCGUCUCCUUGUUGAUAUCAAUAUGGUGGCCGCCAUGGGUCCACCUGGAGGUGGACGAAACCCGGUCACAAUGCGAUUGAUGAGACAUUUCCAUUACAUUUCUUUCACUGAGAUGGAAUAUGCUAGCAAGUACACAAUCUUCCACACAAUCUUGACCUCGUGGACUCGUAACAUAAUCAAAGAAGUGAAAGUUCGCGUAGAUCCCUUCCUUAAAGCUACGAUUGAGAUAUUCCAAAGCUUGGUAGAGGAAUUGCUGCCUACCCCAGCGAAGUCCCACUACACUUUCAAUCUGAGAGAUUUGAGCAAGGUCUUCCAAGGAAUGUUGAUGAUGGACCCAGCUGCUGUUAAAGAAGAAGAUGAUGUAAUUCGUUUAUGGUACCACGAACACCAGAGGGUUUAUCAAGAUCGGCUGGUUAAUGAUGAAGACCGCAAAUGGUUCCUACAGCUACUGAACAAGAAAAUCCGUACUGAAUUCGGUAGACCAUCAAACGAUGUUGUUGGCGGUCGGCUGAUGCUGUUCGGGGACUUCAUGGACAUUGGAGCUGAUGACAGGAAAUAUAUCGAGAUAACGGAUCGAGAAGAGAUGGACGAAAUUCUUCUUCACUACAUGGAAGAAUACAACCUUUCCACGACAGUUCCUCUGCAACUGGUCCUAUUUGAAGACGCCGCUUCUCAUCUGUGCAGGAUCGCGAGGAUCGUCAGGCAGCCGAUGGCUAAUGCUCUUCUCUUGGGAAUGGGAGGAUCAGGUCGCCAGUCCCUGUCAAGACUGGCAUCCCACAUGGCCGAGCUGACGUGUAUCCAGAUAGAGAUAACGAAGGCGUACGGUCAGACAGAGUGGAGGGACGACCUCCGGCAGACCAUGAUGAAAGCCGGCGCCGACAACCGAGGAGUGGUGUUUCUGUUUUCUGAUGCGCAGAUAAAAAUGGAGUCUUUCCUAGAAGACCUGAACAACAUUCUCAGUUCUGGCGACGUGCCGAACAUCUACGAGGCCGAAGACCUAGAUCGCAUUUACGUGUCUGUGCGUCACGCCGUGAUGGAAAUGAACUUGCCAGCGACAAAAACCAAUUUGUUUGCGUGCUACCAACGCCGUGUUAGGAGUAAUCUUCAUGUCGUGGUUGUCAUGAGUCCUGUCGGCGAGAUAUUCCGCGCCCGUCUCCGUCAAUUCCCCUCGCUGGUAAACUGCUGCACCAUCGACUGGUUCAGUGAGUGGCCAAAGUCUGCGCUGGAGUCGGUAGCCACGCACUUCUUUGGCGAAAUGACAGAGUUGCAGACCACAGAUGAAGUUAUAGGGUCUAUGGUGUCUGUCUGCUGUUUCGUCCACCAAUCCGUGGUGGAGGCCAGUGCCCGGUUCCUGGCGCAACUGAACCGCCUCAACUACGUGACUCCGAUGUCUUACAUGGAAAUGCUUCACGCGUACGCGGACAUGUUUAAAAAGAAGAGGGGUUCGAUACUGAAAGAGUCCAACGCAUUGAAAACAGGUUUGAACAAAUUGAACCAGACCGAAGUUGAAGUUAAAGAGUUGCAAAUAGAGCUUGCUGAUUUGAAGCCGCUGAUGGAAAAGGCGGCGGAUGAGACCAGGAAAGUCAUUGAACGGAUUGCAAUAGACACGGCAAUAGCUGAAGAGGCUAGAAUCAAAGUGGAGAAAGAACAAGCUAUUGCUGAAAAAAUGGCCACAGAGACCACUGCAAUGGCAGAAGAUGCGCAAAGGGACCUUGACGAGGCGAUGCCUGCGCUAAAGGCUGCUGAGAAAGCGCUUCAAGAGCUGAACCGCAAUGACGUGGUGGAAGUGAAGGCAAUGAAGAAGCCACCGGCCGGUGUGGUCCUUGUCAUCGAGUCCCUUUGUGUUGUAUUCGACAUAAAACCUAUUAAGGAACCGGGUGCAAGUUUCGGCGAGAAAGUUCUGAACUAUUGGAAGCCCGGCUCCGCCAUGUUGUCAGACCCGACCGCCUUCCUCGACUCCCUCAUGAAGUUCGACAAGGAGUCCAUCACUGAAGACAUGAUCAAGAAGCUGAAGAGGUUCAUAGCGAAUCCUGACUACGACCCCGCCAAAAUUUUGAAGGUUUCCAAAGCUUGCAUGUCUCUCUGUAUGUGGGUGCAUGCCAUGUUCAAGUUUUACCACGUCAACAAGGCUGUAGCGCCUAAGAAGGAGGCUUUGCAAAGAGCAACCACAGAACUAGCCGCGGUCGAAGCUAUGUUGGCGAACGCCAAGGCCAAGAUGCAAGCCCUGCUGGAGGGAAUAGCAAAACUCAACGCGUACUUGCAAGAGAAAGAGGAUGAGAAGAGGAAAAUGGAGGAGGACAUCAACCAGUGUCUGGCGAGGAUGGACAGAGCCAACAGGUUGUUGAAUGGACUUUCGAGCGAAAGGGUCCGUUGGAUCAAGACCAUUGCAGACUUGGAUGUCGAUAUAGUUAACCUGAUUGGCGACAUUUUGUUAAGCGCUUGCGCAGUGGGCUAUGUCACUCCGUUCACAGACGAGUUUCGAAGGGAUUUGCUUGAAAAAUGGAUAACUCACAUGGUGGAAGUAAAUGUACCUCAUACCCACGGCGCAACACCGUUGUCCAUUCUCGGAGAUGCCGUACAAAUAAGGAACUGGCAAAUGUACGGGCUCCCUCGGGAUCCUCUAUCAGUGGAGUCGGCUGUGCUCAUGUCCAACUCGAGACGCUGGCCGCUGGUCAUCGACCCUCAGACGCAGGCCAACAAGUGGAUCAGAGCUAUGGGUAAAAUCGAAGGGCUAAUAGUUUGCAAGCCGAACGACAGAGACCUAUUGAGAAGCUUCGAAUCUGCACUGCGCUUCGGGAAACCCAUUCUUCUGGAGAACGUGGGCCAGGAACUAGAUCCAGCUCUGGAUCCUGUACUCAAGCGUCAAUACUUCCGGCAAGCCGGUCAACUGGUGCUCAAACUUGGUGACUCCCUGAUCCCCUACAUCCCUGGGUUCCGUCUCUACAUCACGACGAAGCUUCCCAACCCUCGGUACACUCCGGAGACUUCGGUCAAAGUGCAGAUUGUCAAUUUUGCGCUCGUGCCAAGCGGUCUAGCCGAGCAACUGCUAUCAAUAGUAGUGGCGCAGGAGCGACCAGAUUUAGAAGAGCUCCGAGGCCAGCUGAUCGUCUCCCGCGCACAGCUCGCGUCACAACUGGCUGAGAUGCAGGCGGACAUCUUGUACGGCUUGUCCAAUAGUGAAGGAUCGCCUGUGGAUGAUCUGCCAUUGAUUUUGACCCUGGAGGCGAUAAAAAUCAAGAGCGCCGAGAUAAUAAUAAAAGUAGACGACAUAGAACGUACAACUCUGGAAAUUGACGAGGCCCGCGGCGAUUAUGUCCCCGUCGCGAACCGCGGCCAGAUACUGUUCUUCUGUCUGGCCGGCAUGGCGAACGUGGACCCGAUGUACCAGUAUUCCCUGGAGUGGUUCGUGAAAUUGUUCGUCAGGAGCAUGGCGGAGACGGAACAGACUGAGGACAUAGUGGAACGUGUGGAAAUAAUUAUAGAACACUUCACAUUUCUGCUCUACCAGAACGUAUGCCGAAGUCUGUUUGAGCGGCACAAGCUAUUGUUCGCCUUCCUGCUUUGCGCGAGAAUACUGCUCGACAAGGGUGUGAUAAGACAUGCAGAGUUCAACUUUCUGCUGAACGGAGGGAAGAUUGAACAGGAACUGGAUAAUCCAGAGCCUAAAUGGGUUUCCCUCAGGAUGUGGCUGGACAUGCAACAGCUGGCUUCCCUCCACACGAUGAACAGAUUCGUGUGCGAGGAUUUCAAGGAACAGAUCAAAUUUUUCAGGACUUACUACGACGCGUGGAACCCUCACAAACUGCCGUAUCCUAAACCCCUGGACUCCCAACUGGAUGCUUUCCAAAAACUCCUUGUUCUGAAAUGCUUGCGACCUGACAAGCUGGUACCAGGCCUUCAGGAUUACGUGGUUAGCGGUCUCGGUGCACGCUUCGUAGAACCACAGCCGGCGGAUCUCGCCGCGCUUUAUGCAGAGUCAGAUGCGCUUGCGCCGAUUAUCUUCGUUCUGUCCACUGGCACUGAUCCCGCUGCUGAUCUACUUAAAUUUGCGGACAAAAUGAAGAUGGGCAAGCGUUUUGAGAGCAUCUCCUUGGGCCAGGGUCAGGGUCCACUGGCUGAGGCCAUGAUGAGAGUCGGCUGUGACUUUGGGAACUGGGUGUUCUUCCAAAACUGCCACUUAUCUCCUUCCUGGAUGCCGAUCCUGGAGAUCAACGUGGAACAGAUUCAGCCUGAACUGGUGCACAAGGACUUCAGGCUUUGGCUCACGUCUACCCCGUCACCGCACUUCCCUGUCGCGUUGCUUCAGAACGGUUACAAGAUGACUGUGGAGCCACCUCGUGGGAUCAAGGCGAACUUGCUUAAGGCCUACAUGAACCAAGUGCCCGAUUUUGUGGACUUCUUCAAUUCUAACGACAGCAAAGUUCCUAACUUCAAGUGGCUUCUCUUCUCUCUCUGUCUGUUCCACGGCGUAGUUCUGGAACGCCGUAAAUUUGGUCCUCUGGGAUUCAACAUCCCCUACGAAUUCACUGAUGGCGAUUUGAGGAUAUGCAUCUCACAAUUACACAUGUUCUUGAUCGAGUAUGCUGAAGUCCCUCUGAAGAUGUUGACAUACACGGCCGGCCACAUCAACUACGGCGGUCGCGUCACGGACGACUGGGAUCGCCGCUGUUUGCUAUGCCUGCUCUCCGACUACUACACUACAGGGGUGCUCAACGAUAGGUACAUGUUCGAUGAGACCGGCGCUUACAAGCAGCAACCUGUGUCUGCAAACAUUGAGGACUACACGAAGUACAUAAGGACAUUGCCAUUGAACGAUGAUCCAUCUCUGUUCGGUCUGCACAGCAACGCCAACAUUAGUUACGCCAUGUCGGAGACCAGCACUUGUCUUAAUACCCUCAAAAACCUUCAGCCCAAAGAGGUGAGCGGUGAAGGAGGUAUGAGCGCUGAAGAAAUGACGGAACGGGCGGCCAAGGAAAUUCUAGAAGUUAUGCCGCCAGCAUUAGACCAGGCGUACAUAGCUGAAACUUAUCCCGUAUCUUAUAAGGAGUCGCUCAACACUGUGCUGAUUCAAGAGGCUAUAAGAUACAACAGACUGCUGGGUGUUAUCAAGAAUUCUUUGAGGGAUCUGCUUAAAGCUCUCAAAGGCUUGGUGGUGAUGUCAGAAGCCCUGGAAAGCAUGGCUAACAGCCUAGCUCGGAACGCCGUGCCUCUAAUGUGGAGCUCCAAAGCUUAUCCGUCGCUCAAACCUCUUGCUGCCUGGGUCAAAGACCUGUGCCUCCGCGUGCAGUUCAUGCAGCAGUGGGCUGACGGGGGAAUACCGAAAGUGUUCUGGAUCUCGGGGUUCUACUUCCCCCAGGCAUUCCUCACUGGAGCUUUGCAGAACUAUGCCAGGAAACACGUGAUUGCGAUUGAUACUGUCGCUUAUGCGUUUGAGGCCUUACCUGGCGUGCCGGCGAAACGGCCAGACGACGGCUGCUGCGUCCGCGGCCUGUACCUGGAGGGCGCCAGGUGGAACGUCGGGGACAUGUCUCUGGAAGAGAGUCGGGCCAAGGAGCUCCAUACUGAAAUGGCGAUAAUUUACAUGAAACCCGAGCAGAACCACAAACUGCAAUCGGGCCUUUACGAAUGUCCGACAUACAAGACUCUGGUCCGAGCCGGUACCUUGUCCACCACCGGCCACUCCACCAACUACGUUAUGACCAUUGAGCUGCCCACCCACAAACCGCCCGCCCAUUGGAUCAAGAGGGGGGUGGCUUUGUUCUGUGCCCUGGAUUAUUAA